AACUCAAUUCGUAAAUUUCAAGUUUGGUUUAGAGGCUUGAAUUUUUUUUUUAAAUGUUCGUCUUUCGAUGCUGAAUCCGAAUAUGAUGUUCAAAAAUUUUUUCUAACGCUCAUUUUUAUAGAAAACUCAUUUUUUCCGACACCUAUAGCUGAAAAACCAUGGUUUUAUAGAAACCUAUCUUCCGAGCAUUUUGGAGAAAACUUUCUGGAGACAAAAAGAAAGAGCAUGUCAAGAAACCCUUAUAAACCAGAGGACAAGCCUAUUAUCGAAUAUCAUUCAAAAUAAAUACUCAAAUUUUAAAAAGAAGGAAAUUUAAUCUAAAAUUUUGUCCAUAAGCAGACUACUUGAUACAUUGAUCUAUAUGAAGACAAGAAUGAUUGACCAUAAGGUUUUCGUUAAACAAUAUUCAUUUUCACCAUACUUAAACGAUCUUUCCCAGUGAAGAAAAUAAUCUGUUGUUGAUUUUUUUUUUCGUUUAAAUGAAGAUAUUCAUGUAUUUGCAGGUCAACAAACAAUUGUUAUGAACAAUGGAAAAUUACUUUAUAAUUUGGAUAUUGUUGGAGAAGAUUAUGUAUUAUCCAAUGAAAUAACUGAACAAUGUCUUUUUGCAGAUAUAAAACGUUUAAUUAUUGAUUCAACAGAUACAUGGUUAGUUACAUUUUGA
Molecule: messenger RNA, 664 nt
Organism: Rotaria sordida
Lineage: Eukaryota; Metazoa; Rotifera; Eurotatoria; Philodinida; Philodinidae
Source: the annotation of a GenBank genome assembly